UCCACUCCACAAUAAACCCAUCUGAAAAAUUUUCCCGGAAAGUCUCCUUCACUUUUCCUCCCUCUUUUCUCUCUCCCCAAACACCCUGAAAUGGCGCUGGAGUGGGUAGUGCUAGGCUACGCCGCGGCCGCAGAGGUGGUAAUGAUCCUCCUGCUGACCCUCCCAGGCCUCGACCCUCUCCGCAAGGGCCUCGUCUCCGCCACCAGAGCCCUCCUCAGACCCUUUCUCUCAGUGGUCCCGUUCUGCCUCUUCUUGCUCCUCGACAUCUACUGGAAGUACGAGACAAGGCCGUCGUGUGAGUCCGGCAGUGCCUGCACUCCAUCGGAGCAUCUUCGCCACCAAAAGUCCAUCAUGAAGAGCCAGAGGAAUGGGGUUUUGAUCGCUUCGGCGCUGCUCUUCUACUGGGUUUUGUACUCGGUGACCAGUCUUGUGGGUCGGGUGGAGGAGUUGAAGUAUCGGGUCGAGAAGUUGAAGGAGGAUUGGGAUUAGUAUGGGUGAGAGGAAAAUUGGAUUGGAGGUGAGUUUUCUCUUGUCAAUGAGAUAAUGAAAGAACAGGCAUUAUUUAUAAAUAGGGCUAGUCUCUGUAUUGUUCGAAUUAGAAUCAUCAAUAAAUAGAUAUAUUUAUUCUC
Molecule: messenger RNA, 629 nt
Organism: Corylus avellana
Lineage: Eukaryota; Viridiplantae; Streptophyta; Magnoliopsida; Fagales; Betulaceae
Biological process (GO): endoplasmic reticulum to Golgi vesicle-mediated transport; intracellular protein transport
Cellular component (GO): endoplasmic reticulum membrane; endoplasmic reticulum
Source: RefSeq, a predicted model, not a curated record